Scatophagus argus is the source of this 4018-nucleotide messenger RNA. RefSeq names its product zinc finger protein. NCBI's taxonomy places the organism in Eukaryota, Metazoa, Chordata, Actinopteri, Scatophagidae. Gene Ontology annotation, molecular function: zinc ion binding; nucleic acid binding. The transcript is spliced from 8 exons. The coding region runs from base 799 to 1593 and encodes 264 amino acids. The record is from RefSeq and is a predicted model, not a curated record.
UGUUUUGGCGCAGAUACAUUACUUCAAGUAGUCCACCCAGUAACGGAUAUCACAGCAGCCACAGGAGAUCAGACGAAUGUCUUAAGGCACACCUGAGCAGCGUAAACUUAAUUAGGCUGCGACCAUACACUCCGCAAAGACAGUCAAUACUACAAUGAAUCCGGGCGCUCUUUCUGUCCCUUUCUUAAUUUUUAUGUAAGAUGAUAUUCAUGUGGGUGCACUGCGCGGAAACCUACUCACUCGACCAGUGCUCCCACUCACUCACUCACGCUGCAAACCCAGCACUCAGUGUUCACUAUCACACGCACUGUGCGAGCCGGAGCGCUCCCCGUCUUUUCAUUCAUCCCGGUGAAGGCUGCUUCGCACUUUCUUCGUCUUCUCCUUUUUCUUCUCCUCUUCCUCACGCAGGAAUAGCUUACUUUUGUUUUUUGUUCUCCCUGCGCGGUGCCUUUUGGUCGGACUAGUAGUGGAUGAUAAUCAACAGAGCUGCGUUUCCUCCACGAUACUACGGACAGGAGAGGACACGCGCAUCACGACGGAGAGCAGCGCGAGGGAUUUUUUUUUUCUUCCUCCUUUCAUUUUUGGAGCGUGAUUUCCAGCAGUAACAACCAAACAAAAUAUCAGCUUUGAAGAGCAGCGUUACCACGGACGGCCCCACCUGCCGAAACUCCAGUCCCGAUUCGAGGGAUUUUUUUUAUUAUUAUUUCACUGCACAGGUGUGUUAAAGGAUUAAACAGACAGUUGGCGGAUGGUUGUCGGUUUCGUGGAGAGGAGUCGCUGCCUCUGCCUAAGUCUCAGAUGAAGAUGAAGUCUGCGGGCGUCGUGGAUGGAGGCUUGUUCACAGAGAGCUAUUGUAACAUCUGCAAUGCCCAGCUCAUCUCCGAGUCCCAGCGCACCGCUCACUAUGAGAGUAAGAAGCAUGCCAACAAGGUACGUCUGUUCUACAUGCUUCACCCUGAAGAUGGCGGACCACCUUCCAAGAGACUGAGGCCAGACAAUCCAGACUGUGCCGAGACAGAAGUGGACAGGAACAAGUGCUGUACCUUGUGUAACAUGUUCUUCACCUCCGCCAUUGUGGCCCAGUCCCACUACCAGGGCAAAACCCACGCCAAGAGAGUCCGCCUGGUGCUGGGGGAGCCGACCAACUUACCCACAGCCAUGACCAGCCCUACGAACGCAGAUUCCUCCCCUUCCACCCCGGUUCCCACGGACCCUACUGCAUGCACCCCUGCCACCCCAGCCCUUCCCUGGCCGGUGACGGUGGUCGGUGGAAACGGUGGAAGAGAGGCGGGGAAAUACUGCUGCCUGUGUGGAGCCUGGUUCAACAACCCGCUGAUGGCUCAGCAGCACUACGAGGGCAAGAAACACCGCAGGAACGCAGCCAGGGCACGCCUACUGGAGCAGCUAGCGGGCAGUCUGGAUGCCACGGAGAGCACAGGGCUGCGCAGUAGUUACUCCUGCAGUGUCUGCAGUGUGGUCCUCAACUCCAUCGAGCAGUACCAUGCACACCUCCAGGGCUCCAAGCACCAGAACAAUUUUACGGAAACGAGGAAGCGGAAAAGAGGCCAGACGCUGAAAGAGUCAUCUUUAUGAGAGAGGAAAAGAGGCCUGAAGCAACACCAGCAGUAAGCCACGGAGACAGGCCACACUGGAAGGAAGAAGAAGAAGAAGAGAUUACUGGAAUAAACAACUUCAGAAAAGAGGACUUGUGUCAAAAACUGAAGAGUAUGAGAGUAGUAGAGCAGAGUAACUUCAGUGUGAGAGAGUGUGUGUGUGUGUGUGUGUGUGUGUGUCUGGGUGUCAUGGACACUCACGCACGCCUCUGCAGUAUGCAUGUGAGGGCCAUUAUGCGUGUGUUUAUUUCUAUGUGAUCUAAAAAUGUAUCACUGAGAUUUAUUCAGCACCUAAGUGUUUGAUAUGAGUUCUCGACACCGACGGCCGUUAGAAGACUUGCGGCUGCCUAUUGCCAUAAAGCUCCUGUGUGAACCACAAUCCUAAAACUGAACUGAUGUCAGUGCGUUGCCCUGAGAGGUAAUAAUCGUCACAAUGAUCGUCAUAAAGCAGCAGUAAUAAUAACUGUGUAACAAGCUGUCCCCCAAGUGCUCUGAUAGUGAUCCAUGUCUGAACACAGCUGUCUGUUUCUACAUGCAUUUCACACACAGUGACACUGAUGGUGGCACACGCAUGGUUCACUUUCAAACCACUUGAAACCUUCUCAGGCCCAGACUUUCGAAUCCAAGGUCAAGAAAACUCCCAACAACCUCAGCCAUUACAGUCUGCAUAACUUAAAAAAAACAAAAAAAAACAAUGGCAUUUUUGGUUUGAAUCUUGUGUCUAUAAAGUGUAGUGGAUCUGUGUCACUUUUUUCAAUUGGUGGAUGUGUCAUUUUGAAACUCUUUUCAUAUAUUCCAUAUAAUCAAAAGAUGGAGACGUGGCAUGGAUACGAGACAGAAGGCAGUGCAGAGAAGCAGCACAAAGACAUUUAAACUCCUGCUCUGAAGCGAGGGUCCGAGCUGAACUUUGAGAAUCAUCUGCUGUUGAAAACAUUCCCACAGUGCUGAAUACUGAUGUCAGAUGCAGUCCAGAGGUGACAAAAACUCUCUUCUCUGUUGAGAUGUAGAUAAUUUUUUUUCUGUUGCUGUCACCAGAGGAAAAAAAUAAUAAAUCUUCCCAGUCCAUGUAGCAAUCAAUGUACAAUACAACUGGGAUGUAAGUCAAUGCAUGCAAAAUGUAAAACGUUGCAUUCACUUGCCUUUUUCAAACCUAUUGCUUGCGCGUUUUGGCAAUAGCGCUGCUUUUUAGUGAUAGCUUCGUAAUGCAUUACUGCACAUGCUUGUACCUGAAAGAGGUCACCUUUUAGUACUGAACGGCCUUCUUUCCGACAUCUGAUUUAUUCACCAAAAAGGGGAAAACCUUUUUAUACCCAGAAAUUAGACCAGUCACCGCUGUAUAACCCUCCUCAUCUGUAGUGUCUUCAGAGUGUCUGUAAAGUGAGUUUCAACAAUGUACCGUAGCAUCAUAAGAUGGGUGAACAAAAGAGUUGGCCCGGAGCAGCAUUUCUCUUUAAGCUGGGGAAACGACUGAAAAGCACAGCACUCAAUGCUAAGCCGUCUUCUGUUAGUUCUGGUUGGUUCGAGCUCUUGUUUUUGUGAGUAAACACAUUACAAAAAAAUAAUUAUUUUGUGCUUUGUUCUUUGCGUGGUGAAGAGAGUGAACUGCGAAUGACACGAUUAAAAAUACGUCUGCAGACAUAUGGAUGACUAAUGAUUUUAUGCAAUCGCACUGUAAUAAUAACCAUACAAUUUGUGUUUGUGAAAUUGUUUAAUGAAGCAAAAAAAAAAAAAAAAGUGGUUUGUGUAAAUAAGUAAAGUUGGUGUUUCAAGUUUUGUAUCCACAGUUUCAAACUGCACUGAGCUACAGGGUGAUGAACAAAAGAUGUUCCUGGUGGAUAAUACUAAAAAACUGCAAAUAUGAUGACGAUGAAAUGAGAAUAAAACGUCUUUUGGUUGGUCCUGUUUUUGAAUGGAUAACCAUCUGUGAAAAUAAAGUCAUCCUGAGCCGAGGAUUCAGCCACGACGGGUCAAAAAUCCAGCAGAUGGAAGACGGCGAGCGAUCACGCUCACUAGGAGGGAUUUUAAUAACAUCUAACAGCUUUAUGAGGACAAUCGCAAUCAUCCCCUCUGAGAAACAUCUGAUAUGACCGCUUUACCAGUGGAUACAUUUAAAAAAAGCCAAAACGAUGCAGGACGACGCACUGUUGUAUAGCUAAUGUCAUAAGGAAAACACAAAGAGAACAGAAGAGACAUCUUUUGUUACGCAUCAUGACUGUUAUGAUGACUAUUUACACCGACCAGCACUGGUGUAUUCAAAACAGAAGAGGUGUCUAUGCCUGCAGAGGACGACUGUGCCACGAGUCACAUAUUUCAGCAGAUGUUAUAUAAUAUAUGUCAGAGAUGUAUCUAUGGGCAGGAAUCCUGUGAUACGAUGCUCACGAGUGGGUGUUUGUGUAUGUGAAGCC